UUUCUCUCUAUCUCUCUAUCUCUCAUCCCAUAUACACUUGCAUAUAUAUAUACACACAUAGCAAUGGAGUACUCUGCACAUGAACUCUUCCCACAAUUAGACAUGGGACAACAAUCUUACGGCGGUGUAUUGUCGUCAUCCAUGAAUUACACUGGUGACUACUACUAUUAUGGAGAACCAAUUCUUGAUCCUGUUUAUCAAACAUUUUAUCAAACACCGUGCUACACGCCAUUACUUGACCAACAGCUCAUCAAUUUCAUGCCACAAGAAGAACUCUGUUAUAACAAGAUGACAUUUCCUCAGCAACAACAACAACCACAACAGCAACAACAAGUACAACAAGAACAAUUAGAAGUAAUGACCAUGAUGAACAACAAUUUGUUCCAAGAAAACUCGCCCUCAACAACAUUUUCAUCAUUCUCCUCUGAUAACGAAGAAGAUGAAGAGGAUCAAGAUAUAAGCAAUAAAAACUCUCUAUUCCACUGUGAAUACAAGGGUUGCACAAAGACAUUUACGCGCACUUAUAACUUAAAAUCACACCGUCGUACGCAUACAGACGAAAAACCCUUUGUGUGUGAUAGGUGUCCAAAAUCAUUUGCAAGACAGCAUGAUCGCAACAGACACGCUAAGCUUCAUCUGGGUUUAAAGCCAUAUCCCUGCCAAUUCUGCGACAAGUCCUUUGCGCGACAGGAUGCGUUAAACAGACAUCUGAAGAGAGAUAAGAAGAAUAACGAGAAAGGCUUAUACCUCUACCCACCACCAUGUCUUUUAAUAAAAUUAAGACAACAACAAUUGGCUAUGAAAAAGAGAAAACAACAUUAAUCCCAUUUUUUGCUGGUACAAACUUAUGAAUAAUAUGAUCUCUCCCCUUAUUCCCCACACCUCAUUAUUAGACUUAUACAUAUUCCCCCCCCCAUCUCACAUACGCUCACCUAUGUACAAUAAAUAAAUAAAAAAAAAGAAACUAUUUCUCAUAA
Messenger RNA from Mucor mucedo, 977 nucleotides. RefSeq lists its product as uncharacterized. Gene Ontology annotation, biological process: regulation of transcription by RNA polymerase II. Gene Ontology annotation, molecular function: DNA-binding transcription factor activity, RNA polymerase II-specific; RNA polymerase II cis-regulatory region sequence-specific DNA binding. Lineage: Eukaryota; Fungi; Mucoromycota; Mucoromycetes; Mucorales; Mucoraceae. The record is from RefSeq and is a predicted model, not a curated record. The transcript has a single exon. The coding region runs from base 64 to 822 and encodes 252 amino acids.